Molecule: messenger RNA, 304 nt
Organism: Staurois parvus
Lineage: Eukaryota; Metazoa; Chordata; Amphibia; Anura; Ranidae
Source: the annotation of a GenBank genome assembly
AUGGGGUAUGGCGGUGAUCAGGACACUGGUAUGGGGUAUGACGGUGAUCAGGAUGCUGGUAUGGGGUAUGGCGGUGAUCAGGAUGCUGGUAUGGGGUAUGGCGGUGAUCAGGAUCCUGGUAUGGGGUAUGGAGGUGAUCAGGAUGCUGGUAUGGGGUAUGGUGGUGAUCAGGAUGCUGGUAUGGGGUAUGGAGGUGAUCAGGACGCUGGUAUGGGGUAUGGGAGGUGAUCAGGACGCUGGUAUGGGGUAUGGCGGUGAUCAGGACAUUGGUAUGGGGUAUGGAGGUGAUCAGGACGCUGGUAUG